Molecule: messenger RNA, 1119 nt
Organism: Lepidothrix coronata (blue-crowned manakin)
Lineage: Eukaryota; Metazoa; Chordata; Aves; Passeriformes; Pipridae
Gene: PXDC1
Product: PX domain containing 1
Exons: 4
Coding region: 129-629 (166 amino acids)
Molecular function (GO): phosphatidylinositol binding
Source: RefSeq, a predicted model, not a curated record
CCCCCCUUCUCUCUUCCUCCUCCUCCUCUUCCUCCUCCUUCUCCUCCUCCUCUUAACUUGGCCAGGGCGGCGCGGGGCGGUGCGCUUCGCCCUGCGCCGGCGACGGGGGAUGUGCGGGCGGCGGCGGGAUGGCUUCGGCCGUGUUUGAGGGCACCUCGCUGGUGAACAUGUACGUGCGGGGCUGCUGGGUGAACGGGAUCCGGCGGCUCAUCAUCAGCCGGCGGGGCGACGAGGAGGAGUUCUACGAGAUCCGCACCGAGUGGUCGGACCGCAACAUCCUCUACCUGCACCGCAGCUACUCUGACCUCGGCCGCCUCUUUAAGCGGCUCCUCGACUCCUUCCCUGAGGACCGGCCCGAGCUGUCCCGCUCCCCUUUGCUCCAAGGGCUCAUCACAAUAAAAGAAGCCCAUGAUAUAGAAGCCAGACUUAAUGAAGUGGAAAAGCUUCUGAAGACUAUUAUAAACAUGCCCUGGAAGUAUUCAAGGUCUGAAGUUGUCCUCACAUUCUUUGAGAGAUCUCCUUUGGACCAAGUUCUGAAAAAUGACAAUGUCCAUAAAAUUCAGCCAAAUUUUCAAAGUCCAGUUAAAAUAUCAGGUUUGAAAGCGUUAGUGACUUUACCUCAGAGCUAGAAGACAGUGAUGAUCCAACAGCUUAUGUCACCAAUUUGACAUACUACCACCUGGUUCCAUUUGAGACUGACAUUCUGGACUGAGACUGCUCAAGGAUGCAGUCAGCCAGCAUCCAGCCAACCUCUUCAUCUAUAGGCUCUGCUAUCUCUGGCAUUGCAACUCUGUGAAUAAGGCUGUGCAGACAAAACCAACAGCAGAGAAGCUGCAGCAAGUACGCCACAAAGCUGAUUUUGUAGUGUGGUCCUCCGUUGUGUAUUAUGGAGACAUCUUGUAAGGAGGUUACUGCUUGGCUGUUGACAACAAACUCGUUUUCUGUGAAAGAAAAGCAGCAGAGGCCUCUUGGGGCUCAAGGAAAUCUCUACCGUGUCUGUGGGAACUACCACUCUGAUGCAGCCAUCAGAAACUUGUGCUGUGGUACUCUGUCAGCUGUGCUCCUCGGCUUGCAGUGCAAUUUGAGGCUUCCUCUUUUAGGAUACCAGCAGAAACUUCC